Messenger RNA from Camellia sinensis, 1849 nucleotides. The record is from RefSeq and is a predicted model, not a curated record. Lineage: Eukaryota; Viridiplantae; Streptophyta; Magnoliopsida; Ericales; Theaceae.
CUAAAUCAAAAUGUCAAAACAAAUAUAGGAUUAUUGGGCAUAUGGAUUAAUAAUCUCAAUCCUAUACUUUAAUCCUUCCAAUCAAACAUGCCCUCUAUUGUUACUUACAAUGCAGAGGUUUGUGAGACUCUGUUCCAUGGCUCCUCUGUUUCUGUUUCUUGGUCUUCUUCCUCUAGCUUUGGCUGGCCAUGACCAUGGACAAGCUCUCACCAAGAGCAUUCUCUUCUUCGAAGCUCAGAGAUCUGGUUACCUUUCCAGCACUCAGAGAGUCCAAUGGAGAGGCCAUUCUGGUCUCAACGAUAGCAAAGCCAAUGGGGUGGAUCUGGUAGGAAGGUACUAUGAUGCAGGGGACAAUGUGAAGUUUGGGUUACCAAUGGCUUUCACAAUUACAAUGAUGUCAUGGAGUAUUGUUGAGUAUGGGAGGCAAAUGGCUGCAAGUGGAGAGCUCAGUAAUGCCAUGGAAGCUGUUAAGUGGGGCACUGAUUACCUCAUUAAAGCUCAUCCCCAUCCCUUUGUCCUCUAUGGAGAGGUGGGAGAUGGGAACACAGACCACUACUGUUGGCAAAGGCCAGAGGACAUGACCACUUCAAGGCAAGCUUACAAGAUCGACCCAAACAACCCCGGGUCGGACCUCGCCGGCGAGACCGCCGCCGCUAUGGCUGCCGCCUCCGUCGUCUUCCGCCACCACGACCCCUCCUAUGCCAAUGAGCUCCUCUCUCAUAUCUCUGGGGAAAUACUGUGCACUGUAUAACUAAAAAAAUUUAUAAUUUUGAUUUUUUGAAUUAUAAUUAAAAAUAUAUAUUAUAAGUAAAUUUAAUCUAAGAUAUAAUUAAAAAAUUUAUGAAUGAUGAUAAUUAAAUAAAAAAAUUUAUUAUAAUUAAAAAAAAUAAUAUAAUUAAAUGGAUAUAUAGUAUAUCUUUUUUAAAGGGUAUAUUAAAAUUUUCCUAUUGUCGGUAGUGGGUGGUAGUAGGCUUAUAGUGGCGUAUGUUAGCAAGGGAGGGGGGGCCUAGGUUAAGAAAGGGGUUGCAGUUAAUAUAGGUUGUUACGAUUCAGCACUUUAUACAUGUGUAUAUGUGUGUAUCAGUCAGGCUGGUUGUUGUUUGGCAGUGUAUUUAUGAAACAAAUCAUUCUAAUUUAUAACACAAUAAGGAACAAAUGAUAAACUAUUUUUUAGAAAAAUAAAGAAAUUAUUUUUGUUGUGUUAAAAGACUAAAAUGCCCUUAUGAGAGAAAUUUUAAUUUGCAUAAUUUUUAAAUUCAAAUUUCAAAUACAGACUUAUUGUAUCUUUAAUUUUUUUGCAUAAUUUUUUUGAAAUACAAAAAAAAUAAUGUCUUUCUAUCAGACUUUUCUCUAAUUGGUUUAAAUAUUCAAUUUAAAUUUUGCGAUAGAAAUUGUCGGAGUCACAAUAAAGUCUGUUAUUGUUGGAUUGACAAUUUGUCGCACAAAAUUUAAAAUAUAUGUUUCAUUCCACUGGGAAGAAAUUAACCCCUAACAACAAAUGUGGUGACAUGGUAUAUAUUUUAGGUCUUCAUUAAUAAUUAAGGGACUCUACUGAAUUUUUUCUCUCUUUUUUUUCUUCUAUUUCAGUAAUACAUUUGUUUUAAUAUUAUUAUUGUGCUCUUACAUUUUCUUAAUGUUGUGAUUGACCACCAAAAUCUUAUCCUAGUGAGAUGCUUUUUGGCCUAAAGUUUCACUUCAAAUUAACAAAAGGCAAAAGACAAAAUUUUAAAAAGAAACAUUAAAGGAAGACAUGACCCAUGGGUGUGACCAUGUGAGCUGUAGUUGUCUACCUCCAUAAUAUGAAUUUCAUAAGUGGUCAAAAUGUGAAUUUUCUCAUAAUGUUAAAAUU